Molecule: messenger RNA, 822 nt
Organism: Dibothriocephalus latus
Lineage: Eukaryota; Metazoa; Platyhelminthes; Cestoda; Diphyllobothriidea; Diphyllobothriidae
Source: the annotation of a GenBank genome assembly
AUGGAGUCAAGUUCUGCGAAACCGCAGGCCGAUCCUUACAAAAAUCUAUGUGAAGAUGUUAAAACCUUUAUCACGUCUUUUUAUCAGCACAUAAAGACGAAUAAUUUGGUAGAGAUAGAGAAUGACUACGCAGUCAAAUUUCCGAAACUUACGGACCAGUAUUUCAAAAGUACUCGUUGGCCUUCGGUGGAUAUCAUCGCCCCUCUUGUGAACAAAGACCCCUGGUUCAUGAUGCUCUACAACGAGUUGUAUUACAGACACCUGUAUGCACAUGUGUCUUCAUUCCCUGACUUCGAGGAGGCUCAUCAGUCGUAUGUGAACUAUUGCGCCUUCUUUGAAGCCCUAAUAAAACCGAAAAAACCGGUCAUUUUGGAGCUCCCAAAUCAAUGGCUCUGGGAUAUCAUUGAUGAAUUCAUCUAUCAGUUCCAAAAGUUCUCGAUUUCGCGGACGAAAUCCAAAAAGAAACCGGAGGACGAAGCAUUUUUGCGUCAAAACCCACGAACCUGGUCUAUUCAUGGCAUACUCAACAUCUUAUUUCAGCUUGUAGAGAAGUCAAAUAUUAACGCGCAAUUGAAUUGCUAUGCUGCGCAACGUACGUUAUUGUAUUGCCGCUUUUUGUGUGAUCCCUUUGAUACGCACACGUUUCUUCUAAGUUUUACUCCCGAGAAAACCAUUUACGCCAUAUUAUUCUUACUUCAUACAUCUUUCAACUGCGUCGACCUGACCCUGUUUCCAUUCUGGCCGUCCGAUGAAGUUACCUUAUUGACACAAACAACAGCCCCCUUAAAAGCUUCCGCAAUCGGAACCAUUUAUCCAGACUAA